UACAGAUAUUUGGAUCAAAUAACAUAGAUUCAGUAUGGAUCGAGCUGCAUAUAAAUUAUACUGCUACAAAUUGUAAUGAGUAACAAUAAAUCAUCCACACCUCGUAGCCCUGAUUCCACCGGCACCGGUUCUUGGUUUUCCGGCCUUUUUUCUGGCCGUGUGGAUACUCCAAAAACUCCUAAAAUUCCCAAUGAUCCGGUUGAACUCGCCGGAAAUUAUGUUGGCCCAGUUAACAAAAAGAAGCAGUUUCAGGGGGUUUUGUUUAAGUACGGUCCCAAACCAAUACAGGUUGCAUUUAAAACAGGCGACUAUAAACAACAAGUCAUAUUUAUUGGCGGUCUGACAGAUGGAUUUUUGGCUACUGAAUACUUAGAACCUCUUGCGGUUGCUCUUGACAAAGAGAAGUGGACCCUAGUCCAAUUUUUGCUUUCAUCUUCUUAUAGUGGGUAUGGCAUCUCAAGUUUGAAAGAAGAUGCCAUGGAGCUUGAUCAGUUGAUUAGUUACUUCAUUAAUAAAGAAGAUUCUGAGGGCGUGAUCUUGAUCGGACACAGUACUGGCUGUCAAGAUAUUGUAUAUUAUCUGCGUACAAAUUUCGCAUGCUCCAGAGCGGUCCGUGGAGCUAUUUUGCAGGCUCCAGUCAGUGAUCGAGAAUAUAAAGCAACUCUCCCUGAAACAGCUCCUAUGAUUGAUUUGGCCUCUAAGAUGAUUAGUGAAGGCCGGGGGUCUGAGUUAAUGCCCAGGGAAGCAAAUCCUGAUUCACCAAUAACUGCUUAUAGAUAUCAUUCUCUUUGUGCAUACAUGGGUGACGAUGACCUGUUCAGCUCUGACCUUAGCGAUGACCAGCUGAAACAGAGAUUAGGACACAUGUCAAACACACCGUGCCAGGUUUUGUUCUCUAUGGGUGAUGAAUACAUACCAGAUUAUGUAGACAAGAAAGCUUUGGCUGACAGAUUGUGUAGAGCAAUGGGUGGUGCAGAGAAAGUCGAGAUUGAAUAUGGAAACCACUCGCUGUCUAACAGAGUUGAAGAAGCUGUUCAAGCAAUAAUUGGAUUUCUAAAGAAAGAAGGACCCAGUGGGUGGGACGACCCCUGGAGCUAAACUCAUGUGGUCACUUCUUGUACCUCAAGCCAUUUUUUAAUCUUCUCUUGCUCAUAGCAUUUAAGUUGCGAUCCAUACAAAUUUAGUUGAUUUUUUCUGUAGGUUAGUUCUAGCUGCAGUUUUUGUCUAAUUUCAGCAGAGCUUCUAUGAAUUAUUAAAUAGUAAGAUAUUGAUUUUGGCACUUCAAAUAGCCAGAAAAUCCGGAGUAUUCAUAUGCAUGCAUUUAAACAGCACUCGUAAUGUGGCAAAAUAUUUACGCGGCAUCUUCAUGGUAAAUAUUUUGGGACCUUCCGCAUUACUGUUAUUGCUCUGUCAGUCUAGGAAUGUUAUACUAAUACAUCGGUUAGGCUGUCUGUUAUGUUUAGCAGAGACAUUUGGCAUUAUAUCUUAAGCAAGGCAUAUAAUAAUCC
Messenger RNA from Daucus carota subsp. sativus, 1508 nucleotides. Its product is annotated as UPF0613 protein PB24D3.06c. The coding region runs from base 76 to 1098 and encodes 340 amino acids. The record is from RefSeq and is a predicted model, not a curated record. Lineage: Eukaryota; Viridiplantae; Streptophyta; Magnoliopsida; Apiales; Apiaceae. The transcript has 9 exons.